GGAUCCCUUCCCUUGUCACCGCUUUUCACCCAUCUCCUCGACGACCACUCAUUUCGUCGCCUCCCCCGGUCAUCUCCAUCUUCAUCUUCAUCUUCUCCACCUCUUUUUUUCUUCUAUCCAAUCUCUCAACGAUGUCCAACCCAUUCGCUGACGGCCCACAUGCGAUCCCGGGUGAACACCCCCCGAUAUAUACCAACGUCAACAUGCACCGCAGCGCGAGUGCCACGAGCUCAACGAGCAGUUUCGGCGGUCGGGGCGGGUACCCGAGCGCCUCUCGUGACGAGCUCAUUACCUCGGAGAAACGGUCCUCGGCAGGUUCUGGGUCUGGUUCUGUUAGAGAUGCCGAGAAGUACAACAUGUCUGCGGACCCUGCAGUAUGGGGCGUCGACUUGACGCGCCCAGAAAUUGACGACGCCCUGCAUGAGCCCGAGGCCAAGUCCGCUGACGGCGCUAAGAGCGGGAUCUUCACGGGGCGAGGGGUGCGCAACAUAGGGUGUUUGGCGUUGAUCGUCCUGCUCAUUGUCGGUGUCUUCGUGGCUUUCCCGGUGGUGACGCACUUCAGGAACCAGGCCAAGUCCAACGCAGCGGCUGCAGCUGCCAACGGCGGCGUCAAUAAUGCGCAGUUGCAGAAUAUCAGCAACGUCAGGCUCAUCGACGUUCACACCCCCAAGGAAGCGUACACGAUCAACGGUUACCACGACAGCACCCAGCCUAUGAAACUAGUCUUUAGUGACGAAUUCGAGGUCGAGGGGCGGAGUUUCUAUCCCGGUGACGAUCCAUACUGGGAGGCGGCGGAUCUGUACUAUUGGUCCACAAACGAUCUGGAAUGGUACGACCCGAAGCAGAUCACGACCAAGAAUGGCGCGCUUGAGAUUACGCUCGACCAGGUCGCCGACCCGACUACCAAUCAUAACCUGAACUACACCAGUGGAAUGAUGACUACAUGGAACAAGUUCUGCUUCACCGGUGGUCUCAUCCUCGCAUCCGUUACCUUGCCUGGAACGAACGACAUAUCCGGUCUCUGGCCCGCCGUUUGGACCAUGGGCAACCUCGGACGCGCUGGAUACGGCGCCACGCUUGAUGGAAUGUGGCCAUACAGCUACGACUCAUGCGACGUCGGAACACUUCCCAAUCAGACCGCGAAUGGAGCACCGAUCGCGGCAACAGACUCUGGCGCCAACAAUGGUCCGUUGUCGUUCUUGCCUGGUCAGCGACUGUCGCGUUGUACCUGCAAAGGCGAGUCCCAUCCGGGUCCCCUACACAGCGAUGGCACUUUUGUUGGGCGUUCGGCUCCCGAAAUCGAUAUCUUCGAAGCUCAGAUUAGUGGCAGCAAUGGCAACAACUUUGGUCAGGUCUCGCAAUCGGCGCAAUGGGCGCCGUUCGACUCGGGAUACAGCUGGGACAACUCGACGACAAACUUGAUCAUCCCGAAUCCUGCUAUCUCGCAGCAGAACUCAUUCAAUGGCAAUCUCUUCCAGGAGGCUUCGUCCGUUGUGUCAAACACCAAUCAGAGCUGCUACGAGCUGCUCGACGGGUGCUUCGCGAUCAACGGGUUCGAGUAUGUCCCGGGGUACGACAACGCGUACAUCACCUGGAUUAGCAACAACCAAGUUUCGUGGACCUUGAACGCCGGUGCUGUUGGUCCCAACGCCCAGACGCAAGUCUCCGCUCGCCCAAUCACAGAUGAGCCUUUGUACAUUCUCAUGAACCUCGCGAUCUCACACAACUUUGCGUUCAUCGACCCGAAGCUGAAGUUCCCCGCCAAGAUGCGGGUCGACUGGGUCCGUGUUUACCAGCACCCGGAUAAAAUCAAUAUCGGAUGUGAUCCAAAAGACCGGCCGACACAGUCGUAUAUCAACACGUACAUCGAGGCGUAUACUAACCCGAAUCUGACUACAUGGGUAGACGAUUUCAAGCAGGUCAUCCCGAAGAACAAUCUGACCAGCCAGUGUUGAUAUUUCUGAAUAUUUAUGCAUUUGUUAUACACAGCAGUUGUACAGUGCACUUUGUGAGAGCACACUCAUACCCAUUGUAGUGCUUGGAUCAUUGGAGUGGUAAGCUAACGAGCCUGACCAUCCAUGUGCGCUGCUGCAGACUAAGGGUUGAAACAUGCGAGAACACUGAAUCGCUCUCCAAGUUCUCGACGGAUCCUGUUUGGAUGCCACCACUUAUGUGCUGAAUGUGUACCUCGAAUCAACAAUUGCGGAGAGGUGAAGAAUAAUUGUUUGAGACUGGCAAUAUAGAUCUUCACGGCACCCUAGUCGUCCCUAGCCACCGCGGUGGCUAGACACCUCUCCCCCUCAUGGUGGCUAUGUGAGGCUAGUCAGGGCUUGUCGGCUACUCCGAGGGUGAGCAGCUGGACCUGGAACGCAGUGACUAGGCACAUGGGCUUGGUCCUCGGGGCCUGUCUGAGAUAUUCAAUUCCUG
Mycena citricolor is the source of this 2427-nucleotide messenger RNA. The record is from the annotation of a GenBank genome assembly. NCBI's taxonomy places the organism in Eukaryota, Fungi, Basidiomycota, Agaricomycetes, Agaricales, Mycenaceae.